Messenger RNA from Marchantia polymorpha subsp. ruderalis, 1299 nucleotides. The record is from the annotation of a GenBank genome assembly. NCBI's taxonomy places the organism in Eukaryota, Viridiplantae, Streptophyta, Marchantiopsida, Marchantiales, Marchantiaceae.
GAACAUUCGUUUGAGGAUUUUUCUGUCGUUCGUGAUGACAUUAGAGAUGUAUAUGUGGUGAGAGUACAGAUGUCACCCAAACGAGCGACAAAAACUGCGAUAAUCUGGUUCAAGAUAAGCGCUCUACAGCCAUGGAUCACAUGCCCUUGAGGAGUAAUUCAAAAGUGAAUACAUCGUACUGCAAGUAUGUCAUGAACUACUAUGAGUUCAUACCAGCCGGCGACACAGAAGUUUUCAAGCCCUUGGCAGCUGAUCCGGUUCCGAACAAAGGAAUAGGCUACAUCAAGAACAAUCUCUUAUACUCCCAAGGGACAAAAAAAAGUUUACGGGCAUAUUGGUGGGUUGUACUUUUAAAAAACAGAGGACGUGAUCGAGAAUGUGGUGACAAUUACUUUCUCUGAGGGCUUGGUCCGACCGUGGGGAGGCAGCUCGAUCAGCUUGUGAGGCUCGUGGUUCAUGACUCCAGACGGUCAAGCUGAUCUUGAUAACCAGGAGCUGGCCAUCGUGGGUGGACAGGGCCAAUUCAGAGGUGCCACGGGUUUUGUCAAGUACGAGAAAGUGGAGAAGAAUCCGCAAACCGUGUACCAUGUCACUUGCCACAUCUAUGUUCCUGACUUCUUCUGCUGUGAUCACGAAAUUGAAAUCAACAUCAACGAGCUGCGCGAAGCUGAUGCCAAACCGUGCGACUUUCACGAUCAUGGAGAUGAUCGUGGUCAUGAUCGUAGCUUUGAUGGUCAUUAUCGAAGAGAGUAGGGCGACCGCUUGAAGGUCCCAUGGCUGCUGGAAGUGAAUCCGACUUGUCUGCCGUUUUGCGACGAUACUCUGGCGGUGGUGUGAGGCAGAUACGACAAGCAUGGAGUUGUUUUCCCCGACAAAGUUUGUGAGCUUUAUCAGACAGUACCUUUUCAGUAGAAUUAUAUUCUGUAUAUUCACACAGGCAUAUGUAGUUCCGGAAUUUAGUAUAGAACUCAUACUAGGCUUGCAUAUCCUAUUAGGCCCAUUUGAAGUCAUCUGCUUUUCCAUAAUUUUGGCUCGAUGCAACAACGCGACAACCAGAGGCACACGAUUACAUGCCAAAUCAUGCCUAUUCAGAUGGCUCUAGGUAACUAAGACCGCUAGGUUCAGUUGACUUCGAAAGCUGCUGUGCGUGCUCCAGGUCCACCUGGUCUUGGACCAUUUCACACUCACGAUCCAGACCAGGGGUCUCAACAUUCCUCCCGUUGAAGAGUUUGACGUCAUGGAUGGCUCGGGAGCCUAUGUGUCCAAUAUGCCUAGGUAUAAAUUGAAAUGAUGUUCUUU